Messenger RNA from Sinocyclocheilus rhinocerous, 3010 nucleotides. Its product is annotated as mothers against decapentaplegic homolog 9. NCBI's taxonomy places the organism in Eukaryota, Metazoa, Chordata, Actinopteri, Cypriniformes, Cyprinidae. The record is from RefSeq and is a predicted model, not a curated record. Gene Ontology annotation, cellular component: heteromeric SMAD protein complex. The transcript has 8 exons. Gene Ontology annotation, molecular function: DNA-binding transcription factor activity, RNA polymerase II-specific; I-SMAD binding; RNA polymerase II cis-regulatory region sequence-specific DNA binding. Gene Ontology annotation, biological process: transforming growth factor beta receptor signaling pathway; BMP signaling pathway; SMAD protein signal transduction. The coding region runs from base 906 to 2312 and encodes 468 amino acids.
GGGUUGCGCUACAUGAACCUCAACCGAUUUUUUCUUUCAAAAUUCUAAAAGAAAUUCCUUUGGAACGUUGACCGCUUGAAAGUAACCGAAUAAUUCGCACUCUAGAAAUUUCCGCUGAAAAAAAGUCAGAAAAACUUCAACAAAUCGCUUUCACUUUACAACCUUGGCCAAAAAGAUGCAUCACUUCCUGUGAAAGCCGGGAAAACAACUGUCCGCACUUGUCAUCUGACCCUGAAAACAAAUUAAAAGUGAAACGCUGCUGCCCACAAUGACCUGUUUUCUCUCAACAAUAGGCCUGUGAGUGAGUCUCAGGCUGCUCUUUUUGAAUGGGAUUAUGAUCCCUCUGUGUCUGACGUCCUGGGAGUUCCAGGAGCUGCGGAUGAAUUCCGCACGAAGGCGCUGAGGCUCCAGUCAGACUGACGCCGCGGCUCUCGCUCGAUCCAAACACACGCGCUGUACACCUCCAGUCGGCGAGAGAUUCAGCGUUCGGCUGUUUCGCGGAAUUACCCGACUACGCGGAUCGUUUUUCGAGUCGUCACAUUAAGCAAAAAACAAAGUGAGGUUGAUGGGAAGGAUGUGUAUGCGCGUUUGCGGGGGAGUUAUGUGAUUAAGCCUAUCUCAGCACUCAGACUGCCAGACGCCAGUUUCAUAAGGACACACUGCCUUUGAGAACAGAGGAGCAGAUGAAUUCACCCUCAACUGAUCUUCCUGCCUGCCUGUGCCUAUUUGAAACCAAAAUAAAAACGGCUGACUGCCUGACGAAAAAUCACUGUAAGGGGGUUUAUUCUAUACUCGCCUGUAUCUUGUCUGUAAAGAAAUAAACUGAGGCUCCUGGGUUGGAGUGAUUUAAAACAGAUCUGCCCCAAGCUUUGAGAAAAAUCUAGUCCCUGGUGUCGCCCCAUCGCAUGAUGCACUCCACCACAUCCAUCACGUCCCUCUUCUCCUUCACCAGUCCAGCUGUGAAAAGGCUGCUGGGCUGGAAACAAGGAGACGAGGAGGAAAAGUGGGCGGAAAAGGCUGUGGAUUCCCUCGUAAAGAAGCUCAAGAAGAAGAAAGGGGCCAUGGAGGAACUGGAAAAGGCUCUGAGCUCUCCUGGCCAGCCCAGUAAAUGCGUUACCAUCCCUCGAUCCCUGGAUGGAAGGCUCCAGGUGUCCCAUCGUAAAGGUCUGCCGCAUGUUAUCUACUGCAGAGUGUGGCGCUGGCCGGAUCUUCAGUCCCACCAUGAGCUCAAAGCGCUGGACUGCUGCGAGUUUCCUUUCGGCUCUAAACAAAAGGAGAUUUGCAUCAAUCCAUAUCAUUACCGCCGUGUGGAGACGCCAGUUCUACCUCCAGUCCUUGUGCCACGUCACAGUGAGUUCAAUCCCCAGCACAGCUUGUUGGCAAAGUUCCGGAAUGCUUCCCUACACAACGAGCCUCUCAUGCCCCAAAAUGCCACUUACCCAGACUCCUUCCCUGUGAUGCCCUGUAGCUCAUUCUCUUCAUCUCCCUCCAGCUCUUUAAACCAGUCCCCGAUUGCACACAGCUACCCCAACUCCCCCAGCAGUGCGACCGACCCUGGGAGCCCCUACCAAAUUACAGCAGAGACACCUCCACCCCCCUACAGUAUGAUGGAGACCACUCCAUCUGAGGAUGUGAAACCUGGAGAGUCCUCCAACACCAAUAAACUCAUUCUGUCAGCCCCACAUAGAGACUUGAGGCCAGUGUGUUAUGAGGAACCAGAAUACUGGUGUUCAGUGGCGUAUUAUGAACUAAACAACAGGGUGGGUGAGACGUUCCAUGCCUCUUCCAGGAGCAUCCUCGUGGACGGCUUCACAGACCCCUCCAACAACAAGAACCGCUUCUGCCUCGGAUUACUAUCCAACGUCAACCGAAACUCCACCAUUGAACACACUCGCAGACACAUAAGCAAAGGUGUGCACUUGUAUUACGUCGGAGGGGAGGUGUACGCAGAGUGUCUGAGUGACAGCAGUAUUUUCAUACAGAGUCGGAACUGUAACUACCAGCACGGUUUCCAUCCCACCACUGUCUGCAAGAUCCCGAGUGGAUGCAGCCUGAAGAUCUUCAACAACCAGCUGUUUUCCCAGCUGCUGUCUCAGUCGGUAAAUCAUGGCUUCGAGGUGGUGUAUGAACUUACCAAGAUGUGCACCAUCAGGAUGAGCUUUGUCAAGGGCUGGGGAGCGGAAUACCACCGUCAGGACGUCACCAGCACCCCCUGCUGGAUAGAAAUCCACCUGCACGGGCCACUGCAGUGGCUAGACAAAGUUCUGACCCAGAUGGGCUCCCCACACAAUCCUAUUUCCUCUGUAUCCUAAUGCAUUACAGAACAAGGGGAAUAUAGUUCUCCAAUAGACAUUUAUAGCACUCCUCAAGACACAUAACGCUCUUUCUCUUAUGAAAGUAUCUUUUCAGUGAAUGUUUAUGGUACUGCUAUAGGAUCAGCCAGGAAAUGUGUACAAUAUCAUGCUGUUAAAUAAGCAAUGGUUAGAUAAGCGUUGCAUUGUUUUUAAUUAAAAAAUAAAUAAAUAAAUAAAUAUAUAUAUAUAUAUAAACACUACUACUUCACAGUAUGUAGUAGCUGAGAUCAAUUCAGACAGAAUCUCUCUAAUAGGAAGCCAAAGAAAUGUGUUAGUAGUUAGGUACUUGUUCUGGAAAUGUUUUAUUUGUGUCAUAUUUUGGUUAAUAUGUGCCUUCUAUAACAUUUCAAGUUGUUUUUCAUUUGCGUUAGCUUUCUUGAUCUUGAAAUACAAAAACCUCCCUUCUAUUUGUGCCUGUUUAUUUUCUAACCUAAACGCAAAUGUGAAAAAGUUGAACAAUCCUUAAGUAUUAAUGCUUUUAAAGCUGAAAACUGCAGGUUAUCAAUUUUCACAAGAUCAAUAAAACUUCAUUUGAUCGCUCUUAGCAACUUACUGAGUUUACUCCAUGUUUAAAAUAACAAAGCUGAUUGAACAAUUGUGUGUGUACGCUGUUACUUCCAGCUACACGGUCAAGUUGUGGCAAAAAACUGUAGCUU